Messenger RNA from Amorphotheca resinae ATCC 22711, 843 nucleotides. RefSeq lists its product as hypothetical. NCBI's taxonomy places the organism in Eukaryota, Fungi, Ascomycota, Leotiomycetes, Helotiales, Amorphothecaceae. Gene Ontology annotation, biological process: signal transduction. The transcript has a single exon. Gene Ontology annotation, cellular component: cytoplasm. The annotation marks the transcript as partial. The record is from RefSeq and is a predicted model, not a curated record.
AUGGCUUCCUCCGAGGUUGAUCUCAAGUUUCUGACAAGAUUCGCCAAUAACAUCAAGGACGAGCAUCCGCUUCUUGCACAAACUCUGUUUCAGAUCGAGGGUAAUUUGGUCAUGCUGUCUCCAUAUGUCAUCAAGGCGCGGAAGAUGCGUCGACUUGACGCGACGCGGGAUACGAAGUCGGUCGAUCUUUAUUGCCGGAUCAUCUGGUACGCCCGAGAGGGUCUUGUCCUCUUGGAGCAGUGGGUUCUUCCAAUGGUGGGCAAGUUUACGGAACUCAAGGUUCUCUGCUACAAGCUACGUGCCAGCUAUUAUCAUCUUUACGUCCUCUUCCACAACAAACCCCCAGUCGCUCUCAAAGCCACCACGCAAGUCCACACCCCACCCGGCCUCACGUCGCCUCGUGCAACCAAAGACCCAAAGGGCAAAGGUGUCGACCGCGGUUCUCCUGAUCCCUCCCGACCAACCUCUGUCCAACCUACACACCCGCUCGAAGGAGGUCCAGUUGGCGGACGCACAAUCACUCCACCACCGACUGAAUACGCAGCCGACUUCCUCGUUCCAGCCCAAGACUACCGCCCCCUCACACUUCAAUACUUCCAGGAAGCCUCCUCCCUCGCCGAUAAGCACUGCUGGGGCAGUCACCCACUCCGUCUCUCCGUCCGAGUCGAGUUCACCGCCUUCCUCUAUGACUGUCUGCACGAGAAGGAGCGUUCACGUCAACUGGCCAAGGCCACGAUUGCCGAGGUCUACAAUGCGCAGGAGGGCAUGGACGAUGAUAUGUUUGAGGACGCGGCGGAGCUGGUUGGUAUCUUGGGACGGAUGAUGAAGCGGGGUCUAGGAUCG